AAUACUCGCUUGGCAAUAAGUUUUCACUUUGUCGUGACUGUUUGUAUCCCUGUUGAAUCGUCUUUCUUAUCAGCUGUUAUCACUGAAGCUAAAAAAAAAAUGCCUCAAAGUGCCACUUCCUCCUGUGGAAAGCAGUCGGGCAGCAGUGCUUUCACUCGCCGCUAUCGCACUCGAGCCCUCACCUCUCAUGUGGACGAGACCCUCUUUGGGACACUAAAACAGCAUUCUGCUGGGGAUAUGAAAGACGAUCCUGAAUGGGGGAGCGUGAGAUCGAGGUCACGUUCUGCUCCUGCUCCCAAAGAGCCAAAGACAGAGACAGUGCGCAUCAUCACUAAAGACCUCAUCAGGGACCUCAGAAUCCCAAAUGAGGACCCAUCUGGGCAGUCUGUCAUCCUCUCCUCGGCUGAGUUCAGGCGAAUUGUGUUGGAAUCUCAUGUUACCAGUUUAGAAGAGAAGGCAGCUGUGCUGGAGUCCCAACGGCAAGCACGCGAGGAAGCCAUGGAUGCUGCAGAGCAGAGAAAAGCACAGAUGCGUCAGGCGGACCUGUCUCGACAAAAGAACCAGAACCUCAGUGAGCUCGAGGCAGAGGCAAGGGACCGGGCUCAGUACCUGUUGGAACGGGCCAACACCCUGAGAAUGGAACAAGAGGAUGAAGUCAAGAAGCUCAAUGAGUUAAUUCAGGAAGUGCAGUGCCAUGUUGUCCGGGACGUGCAGAUACAGGAGAAGAAACUCAACAGUGCAGAGUGGUUGGAGGAAGAGAAGAGACUGGAUGCCAUGAUGGAGGUGGAGCGUCGCCGGGCCUUAGAAACCCAGGAACAAAUUGAACAGCUGCGAAAGCAGCAAAGGAUAAAUGGGAAGAUGUGUAUCCUGGACCAGAUCCAGAUGUGUCUGGAGGAGAAAAUGCUACAGGAUGAGUUGAAGGAGCAGGAGGGUCAACAGUUGUUGGAAAACAUGGAGAGGAUGCAGAUGGAGGAGCUCAAAGCCAUUGAAAGGAGGAAGGAGGAGCAGAGGAAUUUACUUCAAGAGAUUCAGAAGAUAAAUGAAGAGAAUUUGCUUGCUAAAGAGCAGAAAAAGGAAGAAGAGAGAUUAGCAGAUCUGCGAGCUGUAGAGUAUACACGCAAGAAAUUGGAACGAGAGGCAGAGUAUGAAGCUGAGCAGAUACGAAUAAAGAAAGACAAAGAGAAGGAAGUGGCGCGACUGAGAGCUCUUCAAGAAAGGGACAGAGACCAUAAAGCUGAGCAGGAUGAGAUCAGGGCACGGAGGAACCAAGAAGCGGCUGGAAGGGAAUGGAGAAGAAAAGAGAAAGAGCAGACUUUGAGAAAGCUGGAAGUGGAAGAGAAGCUAAAGGCUACUCGUUUGGAGCAAGUGACUCAUAAGGAGCACUUGCUGUCCAUUGAAGCUGGACGAGAGAGAGCAGAGUUUGAGAGGGUCCUGAGAGCACAACAGGAGCUCAUUGAGAAAGAACGAGAAAGAGAGAGGCAACGGCAUCAACAAAUCCAAAGGCAUGCUGAGGCCGUGAGGCAGCAGGUACGAGAGAGAGAGAUGCAGGCCAUCACCCAGCGAAGAGAGCUGUUCCGAGAGGGGGAGCGGCUGGAAGAGGAGGCACGCAAUCGCAGAGCACGAUUGGAUGAGAUUAAAGAAAAGAAGCUGAUGGAACUCAAGGCAGCUGGGCUAUCAGACAAGUACUACAAGGAUGUGGAGCGUAAGGUUCGAGCCCUUCCAGCGGUUUAAACUGAUGAAUAUAAGAAAUGGAGGAGAUUCUCUAAAUAAACAAAUGUGGCCUGACAUAUAAAACUGUAAAAAUAUUUUUUGCCAGUGGAUUUAUGGAAAAUAUUGCAUUAUCACUUAUGGAAAGAAUAUAACAAAUUAAAGGUUAAACAAAAUAUGUCAAGGAAUCUGUGGCUGCAUGACUCAGUAUAACUCAUUAUAUUAGUGCUUACUGUAUCACAGAAAUAAUAUACUCUACAAGAAAAUAUAUGUGCAAACUGAUUGUAAUAUUUUUGGAAAGUUAAUUGCAUGUUAACUGUAACUAGCUGGGAAACAAUAGUUGGAGUUAUAUUGCAUUACAUACUAAAUAUUUAUAAUUGUUAUAAUUGCAAUGAAAGACAAUGUAAUGUCAUCAUUAUCUUCACCUAAAAUGUUACCAUGAAAUUAAGAAGCUAGGCAGCGACAACAGGAAUAUCUUAAUAUGUUGGUGUUGUGUAUGUGUGUGUUCCCUUUUUGCUCUUAACUUUAUAAAACUUGCUGUCUCUUCUUUAAAUGCUGCAGAUAGUCUACAUCUAUGUAACACAUCUACUGUAAAGAAUAUUUUUACCUAUGCAAGUUAUUUAAACUUCAUAUAAAAUCCAUGACAUAAAUAUGU
Molecule: messenger RNA, 2362 nt
Organism: Carassius auratus (goldfish)
Lineage: Eukaryota; Metazoa; Chordata; Actinopteri; Cypriniformes; Cyprinidae
Gene: cfap45
Product: cilia and flagella associated protein 45
Exons: 12
Coding region: 100-1731 (543 amino acids)
Biological process (GO): intracellular protein transport
Molecular function (GO): small GTPase binding
Source: RefSeq, a predicted model, not a curated record